UUCACUCGCAAUUAAGGUUUAAGACUGCGCAUCCGAAUCUGUUUCCAUGGAGCCAAACAAAUCAAGUGAUGCCCAGAAGCCCCCUCUUCAGAACCCACAGUCCAGCUCGCUGAAAGCAACAUGGAACGAGAUCACGGUGGAUUUCAUAAUGAGGACCAAGAUCCACGGUUUGAAGUUUGUCUUCUCUCCGGACAAGUCGAAACCGCAGCGGGUCAUCUGGAUCAUGGCCUUCUUCCUUUGUCUGAGUCUCCUCUUCACCUGGUCCUGGAAUCGAAUCCUCUAUUUGAUGUCCUACCCCGCUGUCACCAAGAUCUACAUGGUGUGGGCUCACAACAUGUCCUUCCCAGCCGUUACCUUCUGCAACAAAAAUGUUUUCCGGGUAUCCUCUCUGACUAAAGAUGACCUGUAUCACAGCGGCUACUGGUUGGACCUCCUGUAUCAUAAUCACACAGUCAUAAAGAGGAGCCUGUCUAUCCUUAAAGACAAUCACAAGCAGGGUCUGCUCACUCUCCUGGACUUCAGCAGCUACACCCCACCCCCCAAUUAUCACACCAACACCACGGAGAUGAUGGGUCGGCUCGGUCACCAGCUCGAGGACAUGCUGCUGGAGUGCAGGUUUCGUGGGGAAACCUGCACCUACAAAAACUUCAGCACUAUUUACACACGGUAUGGAAAAUGCUACACUUUCAACUCGGGAUUAGAUGGCAACCCUUUGCUGACCACGUUAAAGGGCGGCACGGGGAACGGCUUGGAGAUCAUGUUGGAUAUUCAGCAGGAUGAAUACUUGCCUGUUUGGGGCGAGACAGAUGAGACCUCCUACGAAGCAGGCAUCAAGGUUCAGAUCCACAGCCAGGACGAGCCGCCUUUCAUUGAUCAACUGGGAUUUGGUGUGGCACCUGGUUUUCAAACUUUUGUGUCAUGUCAGCAGCAACUGCUUCAGUACCUCCCACCACCUUGGGGAGAUUGCAAGUCUACUCCCAUAGACUCUGAUUACUUCUCCACGUACAGCAUCACUGCAUGUCGCAUCGACUGUGAAACACGGUACCUUCUGGAGAACUGUAACUGCAGGAUGGUUCACAUGCCGGGAAACACAGCCGUUUGCACACCUGAGCAGUACAAAGAUUGUGCUGAUCCAGCUUUAGACUUUUUGGUAGAGAAAGACAACGAUUACUGUGUCUGUCAGACCCCCUGCAACAUGACUCGCUAUGGCAAGGAGCUGUCCAUGGUUAAGAUCCCCAGUAAGGCAUCUGCUAAAUAUCUGGCUAAGAAAUUCAACAAAACUGAGCAAUAUAUUGGAGAAAAUAUUCUGGUGUUGGACAUCUUCUUUGAAGCUCUGAAUUAUGAGAAGAUUGAGCAGAAGAAGGCCUAUGAAAUUGCUGGACUUCUCGGUGACAUUGGAGGCCAGAUGGGGCUAUUUAUUGGAGCCAGUGUUCUUACAAUACUAGAAAUAUUCGACUACCUAUAUGAGGUGUUUAAAGAUAAGGUUUUGGGUUACUUCAUUCGCAAGAAACGGCCACAGCGCUGUCAGAGCGACAAUCUGGAGUUUCCAGAGAACCCAACCAGCCCUGGUGUCACGCCUAAUCAUGCCCCCAGAGCACCUGUGACACCCUCCGGAGUCACUCGGACAGUCUCGGAUUCACGCCGAACAUGUUACCUCGUCACCCGACUAUAGGCAACUUUGAGGAGUUUGCUUGUUGACAACAUAAAGCAGGGGUUGGGGAUGGGGUGGAACAUCUGGGUACUUGACAGCAAACUGUGAAAUCAUUUUAACAGAGAAAGGCUCUUGAGUGUAUGCUCACAAAAUGCGUAGUACAGUUUAGCAAUGCCUGAAUAGAAAUAGAAUACUAUCAUCAGAAACAAAAGAGACCACUUCCAAAACAGAACUCAGGUUUAACUGCCGUGUCAAGGCAUCCAUGUUAAUUUACUCAUGUUUCAUUCAGUAGAUUUCUUUAUGUUAUCGAGUAUACAAUACGUGAGGAUAAACGUGUUCAAAAAGAGGAAUCUGAACUGUGUUGAGAUGAGUCACGUGGUACUGCUGUGCUAGUAUUGAUGUACGUCAAUCAGUCUAAUUAAAAAAAAAGCAACAACAAACGCAUGUGGAUUUGUAUGUGUAGCAGCGUUUAUCAGUGUUAUGCCUCCAGCAUCUAACCAAUGCUGUAUUGAGUGACCUUAUAGCAGUCACGUUUUAACGGAAGAGCCUUUUUAGACAUCUGCUCCACUUUUAAUGAGUUGAUUGUUGACAUGAAUUAAAACACUAGACUAGUGUUGAAUGUUGCCUUUUGCUACUAUGGGGCUUUAAAUUGUCUUUAAUUAGACAUGUGUGCUUACCCACCUUUGAAACACGAGAGGAACUUGAUGAUUUGUAUAUAUGCUGUUUUGAGACUCCUGAAUUACAUGGUUUUGUUGACUUUAGGCUUUUUUUAAGACAGUGAGGGUAAAAAAAAAUCAGAAGGCAAAAAAAGGCAGUUGAUUGUACUGUUAUAUUUCAUUUUCAGUCAUAUUUCCAUUUUUUAUAUAGUUGCUGCAGAAAUUGUCCCCAUAAAAGCUGGCCCUGUUUUCAAUUGAAUUCGCUCCAACAGAAACAAUCUGAAUUUCUUUUGCCUUUCCUAAUAGUUCAGUUGUUUUCAUCACAAUGUCUUAAAGAUUCAUCAGCACAAUCCCCUGUGAUAGUAAUCUAUUCUCUAUUGAAAAUGCUGUGAGUAGAGUUUAAAAGGCUUGCUGGUGACAUUCCUAAA
This is a messenger RNA of Pelmatolapia mariae (spotted tilapia), 2735 nucleotides long. RefSeq names its product acid-sensing (proton-gated) ion channel 1c (gene asic1c). Gene Ontology annotation, cellular component: plasma membrane. The transcript is spliced from 11 exons. Bases 47 to 1672 code for a protein of 541 amino acids. Gene Ontology annotation, molecular function: ligand-gated sodium channel activity. The record is from RefSeq and is a predicted model, not a curated record. NCBI's taxonomy places the organism in Eukaryota, Metazoa, Chordata, Actinopteri, Cichliformes, Cichlidae. Gene Ontology annotation, biological process: sodium ion transmembrane transport.